This is a messenger RNA of Pollicipes pollicipes, 2710 nucleotides long. Its product is annotated as calcium-dependent secretion activator. NCBI's taxonomy places the organism in Eukaryota, Metazoa, Arthropoda, Thecostraca, Pollicipedomorpha, Pollicipedidae. The record is from RefSeq and is a predicted model, not a curated record. Gene Ontology annotation, biological process: dense core granule exocytosis; synaptic vesicle exocytosis.
CGCCGCGCCCGCCGCCAGCCUCGCGGCACUCGCGCUGCCCUCCCGUGUGCCGCAUGUGCGGCUCGGACGCCGACGUGGCGGGGUCCGCUGCGACCGUGUGAUUGUCCGGCCAACGCCAGCGCCAGCUCCGCCCCGUCCGGGGCUGCCCCCAGGUCGCCGCCAGGAUGAUUGACCCCAGCUCGUCGGAAGAGGAAGAGGAGGAGGAGCAGGAGGCGCCGAGGGCGGUGGCCUCCGCCUCGGCCCUCGAGGUCACGCCCAACACCAACUCUUUGACCCGGUCCGUCAGGUCCAUCUCCCCCGCCAGUGCUGUAUCGGCGGACACGCUCAGUGUCGGCGGCAGUACAUAUGGCAGCACAUAUGGCAGCGUCAGCCGACAUAACAGCAUCGCCGGAAGGCCCACCUCGCCAUCGCCGUCACUCGCCAGCGAGAAGACCGUCACUGAGCACGACCUGCAGGACAAACAAGAGCGAGAGGAGGAGGAGCGGAAGAAGCGACUCCAGCUGUACGUCUUCGUUCUCCGCUGCAUAUCAUACCCAUUCAACGCCAAGCAGCCCAACGACCUGACCAAGCGGUACCAGAAGGUCACGAAGCAGCAGCUGGAGGUGAUCCAGGGCCGGUUUCAGAGCUUUCUGAAGGGAGAGUUGCAAAUUGUGGCGGACGAGGCGUUCCAGAACGCCAUCCACAGCUUCACAGAGGCGGUGCUGAGGUCGGAGAGGCUGGCCAGAAUGGUGCAGUCCGGCGCCUGCUCGCAACAUGAUCUCAAGGAGAUCUUUAAGAACAUGAUCGAAAAACGCGUCAGGUGCCUCCCCGAGAUAGAUGGCCUGAGCAAGGAGACGGUGCUCACUUCCUGGAUGGCCAAGUUCGACUGCAUCCUGAAGGUACCGGGAGACGACGACCAGCGGAAACCGUCCCGACUUCAAAACAGCGGCAACUCAGAGCUCAUCCUCAGCAAGGAGCAGCUGUACGACAUCUUCCAGAACAUUCUCGGUGUCAAAAAGUUUGAACACCAGCUGCUCUACAACGCGCUGCAGCUGGAUUCAGCCGACGAACAAGCGGCCGCUAUCCGCCGUGAGCUGGAUGGUCGAAUGCAGAAGGUCGCCGAGAUGGAGCGGAAUCGACGUCUGAUGCCAAAGUUUGUGCUGAAAGAAAUGGAAUCAUUGUACGUAGAAGAGCAGAAGUCGGAAAUAAAUAAGCUGAUGGUCAACUUGGAGUCGUUGCCUGUCUCCAAGGGCUCGACGGACUCCAAAUAUGGUCUUCAGAAGUUGAAGAAGUACAAUCACAGCGCCAGCGCCAGGGCCGAUUGGAACGGCCAGACCAGUUCAUUAGCCGUGGAAAGCUUGUUAGAUGAUUCCAAAACUGUGAGCUGCUGGUUUAACCGGCGACGUAGCUCUGUGCUAAGGUCACAGGCUUCCAUUUCUAGGGCUGAAGGUGACAGUCUGGACGCCGACACAACGCUCUCCAAGAUGGACGUGGUGCUGUCGUUCUCGCUCGAGGUGGUGGUCAUGGAAGUACGAGGCCUCAAGUCGCUGGCGCCCAGCAAGAUUGUCUACUGCACGAUGGAGGUGGAGGGAGGCGAAAAGCUGCAGACGGACCAGGCCGAGGCCUCCAAACCCAUGUGGGACACCCAAGGCGACUUCACCACCACCCACCCGCUGCCGGCCGUCAAGGUCAAGCUGUACACAGAGGCGGCCGGCAUGCUCUCCCUCGACGACAAGGAGCUGGGCAAGGUGGUGCUCCAUCCCACGCCCUUCACCUCCAAGAUGCCAGAGUGGCACAAAAUGACCGUACCUAAGAACGGUCAGGACCAAGACCUCAAGAUCAAGAUCGCCUGCCGCAUGGACAAGCCCUUGAACAUGAAGCAUGGCGGCUACCUGUACUGUCUGGGGAAGACGUGCUGGAAGAAGUGGAAGCGGCGCUACUUCGUGCUCGUGCAGGUGUCACAGUACACGUUUGCCAUGUGCACGUACCGCGAGAAGAAGUCGGAGCCGACCGAGAUGAUGCAGCUGGACGGCUACACCGUUGACUACAUGGAACCGGCCAGCGCUCAACUGAUGGUUGGAAUGGACCUGGAGGGCGGCCGCUUCUUCUUCAACGCGGUGCGCGAAGGCGACGGCAUCCUGUACGCCUGCGAGGACGAAAACGAGUGCCACCUGUGGGUCAUGGCCAUGUACCGCGCCACCGGCCAGAGCCACAAGCCCACGCCGCCAGUCAUGUCCCAGGGCAAGAACACUACCCUCUCCAAGCUGCAGGGCGACGCCGACCGUGCCCGAAAGCACGGCAUGGACGAGUUCAUAUCGGCCGACCCGUGCAAGUUCGACCACGCUUCACUGUUCCAGUUCCUGCAGGCCCUGACUUUGGAGCACCGCCUCAAUGAGCCGAUCGCCUCGUUGGGCUGGCUCAGCCCCGGCCAGGUGUUCGUCAUGGAUGAGUACUGCGCCCGCUACGGCGUGCGCACCUGCUUCCGCCACCUGGCCUACCUGCGCGACCUGCUAGCGCACAGCGAGAAGGGUAGCAUGAUCGACCCCAUGCUCAUCCACUGCAGCUUCUCCUUCUGCGCCAGCCACGUGCACGGCAACAGCGUUCAAGAGGAUGGCAGCAUCAACAUCGGACCGGACGGUGUGGGCAGCGUACUGCACGACGAAAAGGAAAAAUUCCAGGAGAUCAAGGAGCAGCUGGACAUGUUGCUCGAGAACCAGAUCGCCAACUUCAG